Molecule: messenger RNA, 1861 nt
Organism: Rhipicephalus sanguineus (brown dog tick)
Lineage: Eukaryota; Metazoa; Arthropoda; Arachnida; Ixodida; Ixodidae
Product: cytochrome P450 3A11
Exons: 15
Coding region: 117-1721 (534 amino acids)
Molecular function (GO): oxidoreductase activity, acting on paired donors, with incorporation or reduction of molecular oxygen; monooxygenase activity; iron ion binding
Source: RefSeq, a predicted model, not a curated record
AGCAUGCAAACGAGAUUGCAGUCGGCGUUGGUGCGCUUUCGUGUUGCGUGGCGGGAAACUAAAUGCGGUGACGCUACUCACAGUUCCGAAGUGAAGGCAGCACUGAAAAAGAAAGCAUGUUGUUGUCAUUGUGGAUUGCCGUACUAGUCACGCUGCUUACGACGUACAUUUGGCGACGAAGAAAGCGGUUCCUCUUGUUCAAAGAAUUAGGAAUACCGGGACCUGAGCCGAGCUUUUUUUCUGGGAACACUGCAGAAAUACUCGGUAAAGGAUCUGUGAAGGCGUUUGAUGAAUGGACCAAGAAAUUUGGCGACAUUGUGGGAUUUUAUAAUGGUGGCACACCAGUUCUAAUUGUGAAGAACACAGAACUGCUUCGCAAGAUUCAAGUGAAGGAUUUUGGGAACUUUGCUAGUCGUGGUGUGGUGUCUGUGGCAUCGCGUCACCACCGCAUAGCGAGAACGAGCCUCACCAAUGCGCCGAGCGAGCGAUGGAAGGAAAUGCGCAGCCUCAUGACGCCUGCAUUCAAAUCGAGCUCCAUGAAAUGUAUGCUGUCACUCGUUGAAAGUUGUGUGGACACCUUCAUGAAGGUGGUGGCGGCCAAGCAGACAGAAGGAGAUGCCAUGGAAAUGCGGGAGCUCUUCCAGAAACUCUCCAUGGACAUUAUCGCACGGUCCGCAUUUGGCACAGAGACGGGAAUCCAGCAAAGCCAUGGGGGCACGGCUGCCGACACGCUGCUGGCCUUGAUCCAGGACAGGCUGGGAGAAUACAAGAACGGAUGGCUCAUGUACUUUGCAAAUUGUUUUCCGGAAUUUUACUACCUGUGGAGAUUUCUGUUUUCUCGUGGCAAACAUUCUGUGAUGACGCCAACUGACUACAUUAAAAACAACCUGGCUUCACUCAUUGAAGAAAGGAGAGCACACAAGCAGGUAGAACACGAGGACCUGCUGCAGCUGAUGCUGAAUGCUGAGGAGGAGGCCGACUCCCUGAUUGAUGUGCAGCAGCUGACUGUGGCACAUGAAGAGGACGAAGUCGCUUGUGAUUCUCUUGAGAGUAUUCCAGUCAUCCGCAAGCGGCGUUUUAUGACCACAACAGAGAUUCAAUCCAAUGCAGUUAUGUUUCUUGUUGCUGGAUUCGAAACAACUGGCACCACACUGUCGUUUACGUCAUAUCUGCUAGCGAAGUACCCGGACAUCCAAGAAAGGACAAGAAGUGAAAUACUGUCAGUCAUGAAAGCCGAGAAUGGUUUAACGUAUGACAGUCUAACCAAAAUGCGCUACUUGGACCAAGUGAUCUCAGAAGCUCUUCGCUACUACCCAGUUGUUGUUGGGUUCAUUACCAGGAAGUGCGAGCAGGAGUAUGAAUACCAGGGCAUCAAGAUUCCCAGUGGGAUGUCGAUCUUGGUGCCGGCUUUUCAAAUGCACCAUGACCCUAAACUGUGGAACGACCCAGAGGCGUUCAUUCCUGAGAGGUUUAGCUCGGAGAACAGGAGCAAAAUAGAACCGAUGGCUUACCAGGCAUACGGCAAUGGGCCACGCAAUUGCGUAGCCAUGCGGUUUGCUCAGCUAGUGCUGAAAUUUACUUUGGCAAAGCUGCUUUCAAGGUAUGAGCUUGUACUGGCUCCUAACAAGCACAAGGGUGACCUGAAGAUAGGCUCAUCAUUCACGUUGGCUUAUCCAUUGGAUGGUGUGUGGCUGAAGUUGCAAGAAGUGCGUGGAAGCUAAUCGAUGCCAACCUGUCUAUCUGGAAACAGUCAGUAUCUUGCAAUGUGAUUACAUGGGAAGAAGGUGGCAACUUAGAAUUUCCUUGUUUCACAGUGAUGGGAAAUUUUAAUAAAUACCACUUUUGGAGCAGUCUAAGGGCA